Molecule: messenger RNA, 747 nt
Organism: Protopolystoma xenopodis
Lineage: Eukaryota; Metazoa; Platyhelminthes; Monogenea; Polystomatidea; Polystomatidae
Source: the annotation of a GenBank genome assembly
AUGGGCCGGAUUCCUGGCAGAGCACCGAGUCUGAGAGGCCGAUUCCUCUCUUCAAUUGGUCAAUGCGAGCUCACUGCGCUUCUCUCUGACCAAUCAGACGGCCCCGGUUGUCCGAAGCCUCGUCCCAUUCUUGCCAUUCCUCAUUCUGUCCCAUUUUGCCCGAUCUCUGCUCCAACCAGCUUCGCGUUGGGGGACGGAAAGGUCGCAGGCCGUGCCGGCGCCAGGGCGAAACGGGUCAGCGGCACUCCUGCCUCCCUCGACUGGCCUAUUUCACUGCCAGUCGCUUCUGCCUCGCGCUGCAAACGAAGCCUGCUUCAGUUUUCCUGCAUUCCCUUUGCCCACUACAGCCCGUCUGCCCUCGUUCGGCUCGACUUCAAGCUGGCCAGCUUGUCGGGCGUCUUUAUGGCCGGACGACAGGCAAAUGGAAACGAGAGGACAGGAAGGAAGAGACGAUGCUUGCGCGUAUGCAGGCGAGACCAGAAGCAGCCAACCCAAGCGUUUCCUGCCUCCUCCAUACCUUGGCAAAUUGAGGAGAACCACACGAAGACGACCAACAAACCAAAGGGACAUGGACAAAUGGGAGGCACAGGACUCGCCAAGUCUGUGCACCCAACUUCCUGGAAGGACGAAAAGGAAGACAAGCAUCCGUUGUUGCCUCGCCUCACCUCGCCUCGCCUCGCCUCGCCUCACCUCACCUUGCCUCGUCGCGUCGCGUCGCGUCGCUGGGCUUCCGUUCCACAUUUCUAG